GUGGAUACGACGAACACGACGGUGACAAGGCGGCGCUGUGCUGCGCCGGCCGGCCGGCGAUGUCAUCGACCCCGCCGCCGCGAGAUCUCCAGCGCCACGACCCCGCCGCCCCGCCCACGCGAGAUCUCGCCGGCCUCGCCCUCGCCGCCGAAAGAUCUCGCCGGCCACGCCCUCGCCAUGCCGCUCACGCGGCGUCGCCCUCAGGCCAGUCGCCGGACCACCGCAGCUCAUCAUCCACAUCCACCUGCAAGGACUUCCUGCGCAAGUUCGUGGACAACGAGCUGCUGACAGCGAGCCUGGAGGACUGGUUCACCGGGAACACCCAAGACAGCGGGUUCCAGAAACCAUCCUUCGACGUCCCCUUCGACCUCACCGAGCUGCAGAGCUUCGACUACGCGCUGGAGGGCGUCACCUUCCAGCAGCUGGUCAGGAUGCCGAACGCGCUGCACGCGUCCACAUCCGACGCGUUCGAGGCCACCGCGCACCUCGCGCUGGAGGACUUCCUGCACGCGGGCAUCAAGGGGCUGUGGGAGGCCUUCUGGGGCCCCGAGGAGGCCAUGCCCUUCUCCGUCGCCUGCAUACACAGCACCAGCUCCAGGUUCUACCCCGCCGAGAAGGCCAUCGGCAGCGGGAAGCUCGACGGCGUCUGCGCCACGGCCGUGCUGCUCAAGAACUCCAAGCACUCGCAGGGGAGGUGGGACCACAUCGUCGUGCUGACUCUGCUGAGGCCUGAUGUUGGGAUGGUCUCGGCGCAGAGCGACCAGCACCCGUCGCCUGCUGUCCUGGGGGAGGCGCUGUUCUUCGCGCUCCGCGUGUUGCUCUCUCGCAGCCUCAGCAGGUCCUCCACCGUCCUCCGGAAUUCGGACUCUGUUUACGUGCUGCUGGUGGAUUCGCAGUUUGGAGGGGUGGUAAAUGUCCAGGGGGAUCUCAACAGGCUGAGUUUUGAUACCAACAAUGUUUAUGAGUGUGCCGCUGAUUGGAUAAAAAAGGAUGCCAGGAUUACGGUUUCUUCCGUGGAUCGAGUAUGGAAUAAACUUGGGAAUGCCAACUGGGGAGAUGUUGGGACCCUUCAAGUCCUCCUUGCGGUUUUCCGCUCGAUGAUCCAGUUCUGUGGAGAACCAAAGUAUUCUCUUGAUGAACUAGCCACGGAGCACAGUUCCCGGCUGCAGAGUCGAAGAUCAGAGAGACACUUGGUUGACAGGCAAUCUAAUGGAAAUGGUGUGUAUCGGUACCAGCAACGAAGUCAUUCUCCUGAAAUUGUUGAAGUACAGGAGGAAGGCACUGUUGAUGUAAAACCUGAUGAAAUCUUGAAGCUUGAGAUAGGGUCCAUUGUUUUGAUGGAGGUCUCUAACUGCCAGAAGGGUUUUCAAAUCAACGAUAUCCGAACAGAAAGCGAGCCUCCUAUUUAUGGUGCUAUUCCUGUGGAAGAGCCUACCAAAUCCUAUUUGCUGUAUGUAGGUUCCAGUCCUUCUCAUCUAGAGCCAGCAUGGGAGAAUAUGAAUUCCUGGUACCAGGUUCAGAGGCAGACCAAAGUGCUGACUUUGAUGAAGCAAAGAGACAUUUCUAGCAGAUACAUACCGCAGAUGGUAGCUUCUGGACGUGUGGUCCAUCCAGGCCCUUGUAACAAGCCAAACUCCAGCGGGAGUUGUGGUCAUCCGUUGUGCGGUACUCCAAUCCUUGUCACCUCACCAGUUGGUGAAACCAUUUCAAAUCUGAUACGGAACGGAUUGUUUGGUGUUGAGGACGCUCUCAGAUGUUGCCAUGACUGUUUGUCUGCUCUUGCUGCUGCAUCAUCUGCAGGAAUCCGUCACGGUGACAUCCGGCCAGAGAAUGUGAUCCGUGUCAGCAAUGGCUCAAGGAGUCCACAUUUCGUACUUAUUGGAUGGGGUCAUGCUAUCCUGGAAGAUAAGGAUCGGCCUUCAAUGAAUCUAUUCUUCUCAUCUACAUUUGCGCUCCAGGAAGGCAAGCUUUGUGCAGCAUCUGAUGCCGAAAGUUUGAUUUAUCUCUUAUAUUUCUCGUGUGGGGGAGUCUGCCCAGAGCUUGACUCGGUUGAAGGUGCACUUCAGUGGAGGGAGACAUCAUGGUCAAGGAGAGUUAUACAACAGAAGUUGGGUGAUGUCGCAGCGGUGUUGAAAGCAUUCGCGGAUUAUGUUGACAGCCUCUGCGGGACCCCAUACCCAAUGGACUAUGAGAUAUGGUUACGAAGGUUCCGAAGAACAAUCAAUGAAGAUCAUGGGAAGGAGGUUGAUACAUCAAGUUAGUACUGCAACACAUGCUCUUCCAAAUUGCAACAUGGAAGAUCAAGAACAGUGUUCCAUACCCUGUAUUGUUGUUGUAGAUAAUUUAUUUGUAGAAUUGUAGGUCUUGUGAAAGGUCCAUAGCUCAUAGUACCCUUCUCGGUCUUGCUCGGGUACUUUCAAACUUACAAUCUGGCAACCUGCUGCUGCUCUCAACUUGGAUCUCCUGACUGCAUUGCCCCCACAAGAAUGCAGCAGAGAUCCUUGAGGAUAUCUGCAACAGGAAGUGUGCUAGAAACACUCUUCUCUAAGCCGGCGAGCUGCGCUGCGGUUGAUCUCAGAGAUUCUAUGUUAGUUUACUUGGUCUGCCUGGACAUAUGGACUGGUUUAUCCUGAUCUGUGCCAAAAAUGUUAGAACUUAAAAGGGUGGUAGGCAAGUGUGGAUCUCAAGUGUGCGUGCGGUAUAGCUGGCUGAAUUUUUUUGCUCACAUUUUCUUUUUGAGAUAACACCUGAAUGGAUUUGUGAAUUGUGAUUAGAGGUGGUGUACUGGUGCAGCAUAGUUAGCAGCAUUUUGUUCUGACUAAAUUAUUUUUUUGGUGAGAGGGUGCGGUGGUUAAGUGGGCCAAGUUCAUGUAAA
This is a messenger RNA of Lolium rigidum, 2875 nucleotides long. RefSeq lists its product as uncharacterized. The coding region runs from base 60 to 2261 and encodes 733 amino acids. Lineage: Eukaryota; Viridiplantae; Streptophyta; Magnoliopsida; Poales; Poaceae. The transcript is spliced from 2 exons. The record is from RefSeq and is a predicted model, not a curated record.